CGCAGCAUCUGCAAACCGCGAGCAGCCCAACGGCCAUGGCUUCCGUCCGGAGCUUCCGCAAACCGACCACCCUCGACGGUCGUCUUCUCCGCCCAGCAGCCGCCUCGAACCGGCCGCCGGACGUCGCGAAGCAGCUCGCCCCUCCGGCCCGCGGUCUUGAUCUCUUCGCUGCCGCUGCCGCUCGCGCUCGCGCUCACUUCGCUGCCGCGGUAUUCGGAGGCCAGGGAGAGGCGCAACCGGAAGGCCAUCCCUCUCGAGGAAUACUCCACGACCCCUAAUGGAGUGAAAUACUAUGAUAUCAUUGAGGGAAAGGGUCCAGUAGCUACAAAAGGAUCGACAGUCCAGGUGCAUUUUGACUGUAUUUAUCGUGGUAUUACUGCUGUAUCAAGUCGAGAAUCUAAGCUUUUAGCUGGAAAUCGCAUCAUUGCUCAGCCAUAUGAAUUCAAGGUAGGAUCUCCUCCAGGAAAGGAACGCAAGCGUGGAUCUGUAGAUAAUCCAAAUGGAUUAUUUUCAGCACAGGCAGCUCCCAAGCCGCCACCUGCUAUGUACCCGAUAACAGAAGGGAUGAAAGUGGGUGGAAAGAGAACAGUGAUCGUUCCUCCAGAGGCUGGCUACGGUCAGAAGGGAAUGGCUGAGAUACCGCCAGGAGCCACCUUUGAACUGAAUAUCGAGCUUCUGCAAGUAGAACAGCCUGAAGGAAACCAGACUUAGAAUUGGGUGAGCAGGACCAUGAGGAGAUGGAGUUGAUAUAAUGCUGAAAUUUUGUCUCCUUUUCUUCUAACAGAAGGCAGAUGAGUCAGCUGAGGGAUCCCUAUGGGCAGAGCGAUUAGUCAGAUUGAAAUCGUGACUCUCCAGUUUCUACAUAUGCUCUGUACCAAAAAAGCCCCUGCACAUUUUGUAUGUAUCUACCAGGAUUUUGGAAUUCAACGAAACACCUUCUUCAUCUUCUUCAUCUUCUUAUAUUCUUGCUUCUAAUGCUGCAGAAUUCACUGAUAUUGUCUGUACUGUAUAAAUGAGACUGUUGACCGCA
This is a messenger RNA of Eucalyptus grandis, 1030 nucleotides long. RefSeq names its product peptidyl-prolyl cis-trans isomerase FKBP18, chloroplastic-like. The transcript is spliced from 6 exons. Gene Ontology annotation, molecular function: peptidyl-prolyl cis-trans isomerase activity. The record is from RefSeq and is a predicted model, not a curated record. Gene Ontology annotation, cellular component: chloroplast thylakoid lumen. Lineage: Eukaryota; Viridiplantae; Streptophyta; Magnoliopsida; Myrtales; Myrtaceae. The annotation marks the transcript as partial.